GAUGCGUUGCGGGUUAUCACGAAGCAUUGACAUCCGUGUCUGAGGCAACAUGGCGAGCUCCGGGCGAGUGACCGCGGACGGAGGAGACAUGAUGCGAUAUGCUGAAUACAGUCCUAAAAGCAGCGUUAGGAGUGAGGCGGAGAUAGACAGGAGACUGGGAGGCACUCUGAUCGCCGUCGGUCUUGGUGUGGCUGCUGCGGGUUUUGCUGGCCGCUAUGCAUUCCAGCUGUGGAAGCCUCUUGGACAAGUCUUCUCUGAAACUGUCAAGAAGAUGCCCUCUUCAGCUUUCUCAUCAUAUUACAAAGGAGGUUUUAAUCAGAAGAUGUGUAAACGAGAGGCCAGCCUCAUUCUUGGCAUCAGCCCAACCAGCACUAAGACCAAGGUACGUGAGGCCCAUCGGAGGAUCAUGGUCCUGAACCAUCCAGAUAAAGGUGGAUCACCGUUUCUCGCUGCUAAGAUCAACGAGGCCAAAGACCUUCUGGACAAGGAGAGUCGGAGAUGACCUUCACCAUGAACUAACACUUUAAAGACUUCCACCACCAUGUGCAUGAUCUCAGCUCUGCAGUACUGCUCCAUCAACAUCAACACCACCCUGAAGCACCCACUCAGGCUCCUGGAACGGGGGCAAACUUUCAUGACAGUUUACAAGGCUACUUAACUUAUAGCUAUAAUAGAUUGCAGCUUCUUUACAUCAAUGAGAAAUAGCUUAAAAAAAGUACUGCUACAGAAUUCAUGAUUUACUGUGUAUAAAAUGUUAUGUGUACAAAUGUCGGCAUAUAAGGUAUUAUGUAAUAAUGUCAAUUUAAGAAAAGAUAGAAUAAUAAAUUCAAAUAUUUCCAUGUUUAAACAGUUAGUGUGGAAGUAGUUUAAAAACAUUUUUUAAAUAAACUUCAUUUGGAAACUACAA
Morone saxatilis (striped sea-bass) is the source of this 907-nucleotide messenger RNA. RefSeq names its product DnaJ (Hsp40) homolog, subfamily C, member 15 (gene dnajc15). Bases 50 to 502 code for a protein of 150 amino acids. Gene Ontology annotation, cellular component: PAM complex, Tim23 associated import motor. The record is from RefSeq and is a predicted model, not a curated record. Gene Ontology annotation, biological process: protein import into mitochondrial matrix. Gene Ontology annotation, molecular function: ATPase activator activity. The transcript has 6 exons. NCBI's taxonomy places the organism in Eukaryota, Metazoa, Chordata, Actinopteri, Moronidae.